AUGGCGACCCCUGCUGACGAAACUCCCAAGCCCGACUCGGAGCCCACGAAGCAAGAGCAGUUGGCGGACCUUAUCGCAAAGGCGACAGCCGAAUAUGCCGUCAAACACUACUCGGAGGCGGCGGAGCUCUACUCCCAGGCGACGGAGCUGCAAGCCGAGCUCAAUGGAGAGAUGGCGCUCGAGAAUGCCGACCUGUUGUAUUCCUAUGGAAAAUGCCUGUUCUUUCUAGCGCAGCAAACAAGCAAUGUCUUAGGCGGUACCGCGGCAUCAGCACAAUUAUCCUCGAGCAAAUCUCAAAAGUCUGGAAAGAAGAGGAAAGCGAACGGCGCAGCGAAAGCAGGAGGGUCUACAAAUGGAGGCGCCGCCGGCGACAGCUCCAAGUCGUUGGUCGCGGUCCCAGAGGAGCCGGUGCCUAGUGUCGGUGAUGUCGUCCCCAAAGAAGAUGUACAACCUCAGGAGUCCACUUCAGACAAGCCCUAUUUCCAAAUCUCUGGCGAUGCCGAAGGCUGGGACGAUUCGGAUGAGGAUGAGGCAGACCAGGACGAAGAGGCUGAUGAGGAGGAGGAGGAUGACUUCGCCACGUCCUACGAGCUUCUGGACUUGGCGCGCAUCCUAUAUCUCAAGAAAUUAGAACAAAGUCAAGAACACGCAUUGGAAGACUCUGAGAAAGGGAAAUAUGUGGCAUCAAUUGACCUCACACCAGAGGUCAAGGCACUAAAGAACCGUGCUGCAGACAUCUACGAUCUGCAAUCAGAAGUGUCUCUGGAAGGAGAGAAGUACUCGAAUGCCGUCACAGAUCUCAAGGCAUGUCUUGCCCUGAGGGAGGAGCUUGAACCUCCGGAGUCGAGUAUUCUGGCCGAAUGUCACUACAAGCUUAGUUUGGCCCUUGAGUUCAGUUCCCAGACACAACAGCACGAUGAACAAGGGAACCCAACCGGCGACUGGCAGGUUGAUUGGGACGUCCGGAAUGAAGCUAUUGCCCAGCAGGAGAAAGCAAUUGACAGCUGCAAAUUGCGCAUCUCCAAAGAAACAUCUGCGAUGGAGAAGCUUGAAGCUGGCCCUCAAAAAGACAAGGCCAUGGCUCAGAUUGAGGACGUUCAGGACAUGGUUGCCGAAAUGGAAGGGCGGCUGGCAGAGCUCCGCAAUCCACCCGUCAGUGUCAAAGCGGAGUCGGAAAAUCAGAUGAAAGAACAGAUUUCUGGCAUAUUGGGCAGUCUGUUGGGAAGCGGCGCAUCCGAAGAAGAGAAGAAAAAGAAACUGGCUCAAGCGGCGGAGACGGCGACUGAUGUAUCGGGGCUGGUCAAACGAAAGAAGCCAAAGAACGCACAAGCCGACGGUGGGGACAGUGGCUUUGGAUCCUCUGCUUCAACUCCGGCUGCAUUGCCGACCACUGCGGAAGGAUCAAACUUGGGCAAACGCAAGGUGGAAUUUAUGGACGAAGUGGAGGAUACUGACAAUGGGAAAAAGGCGAAGGUAGAGGAUGCCGAGGACUCUGGACAUUGA
Messenger RNA from Fonsecaea multimorphosa CBS 102226, 1503 nucleotides. RefSeq lists its product as uncharacterized. Gene Ontology annotation, cellular component: nucleoplasm. Bases 1 to 1503 code for a protein of 500 amino acids. Gene Ontology annotation, biological process: DNA replication-dependent chromatin assembly; CENP-A containing chromatin assembly. The transcript has a single exon. Gene Ontology annotation, molecular function: histone binding. NCBI's taxonomy places the organism in Eukaryota, Fungi, Ascomycota, Eurotiomycetes, Chaetothyriales, Herpotrichiellaceae. The record is from RefSeq and is a predicted model, not a curated record.